AUUAGAAAAUUCAUUCAAUAUAUAUAAGUAUGUAAUUAUGAACUCAACAGUAAUGACCAUUAUGCAUUGCAACAUUAUCUGAACUUAUUACUUUCUAUGAAAAUCAUAUAUCUACCUAUAAAUAUUCAUUAAAAUAUAACUUAUUUUAUAUUAUAAUGAUGUUUGAUCAAUGUACUAUAGAUGUAUUUUUUCUAAUAAUUAUAGUGUGUAGUUCAGCUCCUGUGCACCUUGACUAUUUCAGCACCGAAUUGAUACGCGUGUGCCCAUUGAAAUCACGAUUGGAGAACUUAAGAAACUGGUUGAAGAGGAGCUGGAAUCCAUUGCUUCAGCUAAUUCAGUCCAGGGUGAUCGGUAUAUUCCUGGUGUGAGUACUCAUAAGAAUUCAGAAACUCCGCCCCUUUCAUCGUGGAAGGCUACAGAAUGAUGCAAUCGCGUAACUGAAGGAAUUAAAAAAGUGCCAAGAAUGAAGAUGGGCUCACAAGGCCUUGAAGUAUCAGCUCAAGGGCUGGGCUGUAUGGGAAUGUCUGCAUUUUAUGGGCCCCCAAAACCUGAUGAUGAAAUGAUUAAACUUAUUCACCAUUCCAUUAAUUCUGGUAUCACUUUUCUUGAUACUUCAGAUAUAUAUGGGCCUUACACAAAUGAAAUCCUCAUAGGAAAGGCUUUGAAGGGAGAGACGAGAGAACGAGUUGAGUUGGCAACAAAGUUUGGAAUUAAUGCUUCUGCAGAUGGAAAAAUAGAAAUAAUUGGAGAUCCCUGCUAUGUUAGAGCUUCAUGUGAAGCUAGCUUAAAGAGACUUGAUGUUAACUGCAUCGACUUAUACUAUCAACAUAGGAUCGAUACACGUGUGCCAAUUGAAAUCACGAUGGGAGAACUUAAGAAGCUAGUCGAAGAGGGUAAAAUAAAAUACAUAGGUCUCUCUGAGGCUUCAGCAUCGACGAUUAGGAGAGCACAUGAAGUUCAUCCAAUAACAGCAGUACAGUUAGAAUGGUCCCUAUGGUCGAGAGACGUAGAGGAAGAAAUAAUUCCUACUUGCAGGGAGCUUGGAAUUGGAAUUGUAGCAUAUAGUCCCUUAGGUAAAGGAUUUUUGUCAUCAGGUCCGAAGCUGCUUGAGGAUCUGUCAAAUGAAGACUUUCGGAAGCAUAUACCAAGGUUUCAAGCUGAGAAUCUCAAGCAUAACAAGAUCUUAUACGAGAGAAUUUGCCAAAUGGCAACGAAGAAGGGAUGUACGCCAUCUCAACUAGCCUUAGCCUGGGUACAUCACCAAGGAAAUGACGUGUGCCCCAUCCCAGGUACCACUAAGAUCAAAAACCUCGAACAGAACAUCGAAGCUCUGUACAUUAAGUUAACAACUGAAGACAUGGUGGAGCUUGAAUCCAUUGCAUCAGCUGAUGCAGUGAAAGGUGAAAGAGAUGCUUCUAGUGCAAGUACUUAUAAAAACUCUGAUACUCCACAUUUGUCAACUUGGCAUGCUGCGCGAUAAAAUAUCGCGUAGCUUCCAAGUUAAUAGGUCCGUGUUGAAAUAAUGAACUUAAAAGUUAAAAGGUUUAUAGAUGAUAAAUCUAUGUUUAUUAGUAUUUUGCAUUAUCGAAUGUAUGUCUUUUGUGAGUCUACCAAAAUGUUCAUUAAUUAAUCGCCUCAUUAUUUACUCAUAAAGUAAUAUUGAUCUUUCACAUUAUUAUUA
This is a messenger RNA of Solanum pennellii, 1681 nucleotides long. RefSeq names its product auxin-induced protein PCNT115-like. Lineage: Eukaryota; Viridiplantae; Streptophyta; Magnoliopsida; Solanales; Solanaceae. Gene Ontology annotation, cellular component: cytoplasm. Bases 464 to 1480 code for a protein of 338 amino acids. The transcript has 8 exons. The record is from RefSeq and is a predicted model, not a curated record.